Papaver somniferum (opium poppy) is the source of this 3092-nucleotide messenger RNA. Its product is annotated as lecithin-cholesterol acyltransferase-like 4. Gene Ontology annotation, molecular function: glycerophospholipase activity. Bases 230 to 640 code for a protein of 136 amino acids. NCBI's taxonomy places the organism in Eukaryota, Viridiplantae, Streptophyta, Magnoliopsida, Ranunculales, Papaveraceae. The record is from RefSeq and is a predicted model, not a curated record. The transcript is spliced from 7 exons.
UUUCCUGAUUUCAUUUCUCGAAACUCGAGAGAGCUCUCUCUAUCUACCCCGAUUAAAGAUGAUAGUAUAAGAUUUUGACAAAAUCUCAGCUCGAAUUCGAUUCAUGAUAAGGUUUAGAUCUCCUCUACCUUUCCCCUUUCUCUUAACUUCGAAAAAUCUCUGGAAGAAGAUCUCAAAACAAGCAGAUCUGAGUUUUGAUUGAGGAGAAACCGAGAAGGAACUAUAAAUUAUGGUUUCAUGGCUAUUCUUUUUGAGUAGUCUACUAGUAUUUGCAAUCACUGUACCUGGUAUUGCUGGUUCUAUACUUAAUUAUGUUGAUGAUAACGGUGCUCAACAACGCAUUUGGGUACGAUUUCUAUGUGUUGAUCGAGAAUUUAAGAAUAAGCAUUGGUCAAUAUUUAAUCCUUCUACUGGUGAAACAAUGUCGUUGGAUGGCAAUUCGAAAAUUGUUGUACCUGAAGAUCGAUAUGGGAUUUAUGCGGUUGAUUGCUUGGAUCCUGACUUGAUUGUUACAUGCAAUUUCGUUUGUUAUUUCCAUACAAUGAUCAUGGAAAUGCUCAAGUGGGGUUUUGAAGAAGGAAAGACACUGUUUGGGUUUGGCUAUGAUUUUUGUCAAAUUAAUAGGGGAAGACGCUGUUGAUGACGAUGGUGAAGUUCCUGAGAUAUCUAAAUGUAUUAUAUGUCUUGCAAUUUUGACUGUUUGGAUCUCAGUCCUCUCUGAGUACCAGGUUGAUUCCAAAGAGUUUGUGGAGGAUAACAUGUCCCAGUACAACGAUGUGGACUACAUGGGGGAUGAUUAUAAAAUGGAUGAUGUAGAAGACGACAUGGAUGAAGAAUAUCACGGUAGAGGUUUGGGUGAUCCCGAGUCUAAUGAGGAUGCAGAUGACUUCCCACACGGAUUGAGAGUAAAGGCAAGGACUUAGGGGUGAAGUUCCCUUGAUUGAGGAUUCUUCCUAGGGUUCCGUAUCAUUUAUCUUAAUUUGAGUGGACUGAAUAUGUGCUUUCGAAUUCAUCCUUCCCUUGGAAUGACCCCUGACUUGAACCUUUGAGGCCUACUGACUCCCGUAAUACCAAUUGGUUUGUCUUUUGAACUCACUCUCUAGUUUUGUUGAAUUUACUGCAUUGAGUUUAAUUACUUGAUAUAUGAUUUUGCUAUGGGUUAAUAAAGAUUUUAUUUGUAUUCUAUGUGUACUAAUAAAAUAACGGAUAUGAGAUAUUACGAGAUGAUUUUAUUUGCAUUCUCCGAUAAUUCUUAAUGUGUACUUAAUUGUACACAUGCCGAUUUAGAAAUUUUUUGAAUUAGAUAACUCUUCUUAUGACCAACAUGUUGAUCUUAAUGUUAUAUCAAAGUUUUUAGUCUAUAAUUAUGAAUUAGAAAAUUUAGUAUUGUUAUUAAGCUCAACUACUAUUGAAGAGUCACUUCCUGUUGGUUAUGUACACAUGUGACAGAAAUUCAUUUGUGCAUAAUAGUCCACUCUAGGACUCUUAAUCAAAUUUUAGUGAACAAUAUUUUUUCAUUUCUUAGAUAUCGAAUCAGUGAUGUUAUGAUUCACUGACUGUUAUGAUAGAAACUACAUGUGUACAUAUUAGUACACUUACAAUAUAAAUGUACAUUCUUGUACACAUGUGAUAGAAUUACAUGUGUACAUAACAGCGCUCCUGUAAUACAAGUUUACAUUAUUGUGCACUUUUUAAUACAGGUGUACAUUGUUGUGCACAUGUGACAAAAAUCACAGGAUGGUGGACAUAUAUCACAUAAGCUUAUGCAUGCAUUAGUUUCUAGUUAGUAUUAGGAUUUUAUGGAGGUAAAUAUAUGUCUGUACUUUAGAAGUUUGUUAAAUAUGAGAUAUUUUAAACAAGAUAUAGAUUCAUUUGUGAGGUGUUUCAGAAAAGACUAAUUAUUGAAGUUUUGUUGUUCUCUUCUGCUUGUUACAUGCAAUAGAUGUUAUUGAUGAUACAGAUCUUCCUCCAAGAUAUGUGAAUAACAUAGGUCUUUCUGCAAGAGUUGGAAGGAUUAAUCUGGACUGGGUCGAUCCUGAUCAGUCAGCUGAAUGAGGCUUUCGUCGUGCAAUGGCCCUUGCUGGUAGUGAAUUUUUAGAGGUUAGAUUUUUUUUUUGUUACCUAUGUAAUAUUUGUAACUUUAGUUUCCACUUCUGCUGAAAAUAUGCUGUCAGCAAGCAAAGGGUUGUACGGCAGAGAAGGAGAGUUUACUUGAUAAACUUGCCCGAACACAAGUGUACAUAUUGGUGCACCUCUGAUACAAGUGUACAUAUUUGUGCACCUGUAAUAAGAUGAGUGCAUGUGGAUUUCACUGCCAUUUCAUCCUAGAAACAAGCCUUUUGUAGGAACUGAGAUGGUGGAUUUCACUGUCAUUCAUAUUCUAGAAAAGCCUAUUUUAUUUUUCUUUGACCAAACCCAAAAUAAACAUACCUAUCAUUUUAAGUAAACUAUAAAUGGCAAAUAUGCCUAUCUUUGUGAAAUAGAUGAGUGGCUAGUUCUAUAAGAGCUUGCAACUAGUAUUAUGAAGGUGUCUUUGUAUUGUGAAGUAUGAUUACUUAAUUUGUUAUGAAGGGGGAAGAAAUAACAUAGACUUUUCCCAUGAUUAGACCGAGUAAUUCAUGUAAAGGUGGCAGGAGAGUUAGAGCUGCAGUUGUUUCUGGGGAUGAAAAUGCUAAAUUAUCAGGUGCAUUUGCGACAUUGGCAGUAGAUAUGCUUCUUACAACUGAUGAUUCUUGUAUGCACAUGGAUGAGCCUGAUUGGGAUACACCAAGGGUGAAGUCGCUUCCGUAGAUGAUGCAAUUGAAGAUAUUCGUCAAGGCAAGGUUGUUCUUUCUUAGCUCUGAUCACUUACUCUGCUUACCCAAAAGUACUAGUGAAACCGUGAAAGUGGGGAUACCCAAAUCUCUUUUUCUUUUCUUUUUUGAGCAGACAGUUGCAUCAUAGCUCGGAACUGGGUUUGAUCUGGCAUGAUGAGUUGUCCAUGAUUUAAUUCAAACUGGUGCACCUUGUCUUGUCUUUGCAUUUUCUGGAUUUUUAUAGCUGUGUACAUGUUUGUACACCGGUGUAAAUUAAGAUAUAAAAAAAAAUUUGAG